AUGGACACUCAACCCUCAACCCUCACCGACAAAACACCAACAUCUGCUGUCCCGAACGCAGCAGAACCAGAUGUAGCUGCCUCAAACGUAGCUGAAGACAGUGGUGUAACUGAAGCGGUCCACACAGCAGCACCUGGAAGCAACGAGCCAUCAUGGCCAGCCCUAUCCGAAGGCCACCCUCUCGCCAAACUUACAGCCCAGCUCCCUGACAUCCUUCGUGAAGCCGACUAUGCUGAAGUCUACGGCAUAACUCUUCAGCCUGACGCGCCUUUCCACACGAAACUGAUCUUGCAGAAGUACCUCCGCGCGAACCAGAAUGAUCUGGCAAAAGCGAGGGAGCAGUUGCUGGCGACGCUGAAGUGGCGGAGAGAGUUUCAGCCGCUCAAGGCGGUGGAAGAGGUGUUUAGCCGGAAACGGUUUGGUGGCUUGGGAUAUGUGUGCGUGGUUGACGGGGUGCCGGGGAGUGUCAAUGGGAGGGAUGUGGUUACGUUCAAUAUCUAUGGGGCGGUCAAGGAUAAUAAGGCUACCUUUGGAGAUCUCGAGGGCUUCCUCCGUUGGCGUGUUGCCCUCAUGGAACUCACCCUCCAGAAACUCUCCUUGACUACCGCCACGACCCCAAUACCGGAUUACGGCGCCGGCCCCGAUCCUUAUCAAGCGAUCCAGGUGCACGAUUAUCUGCAAGUCUCCUUUUUACGUCAGGACCCUGUCGUUAAAACCGCAACUAGAAAGACGAUCGACACUUUCUCACGGUACUACCCUGAAACGUUGAGCAGAAAGUUCUUCGUGAAUGUUCCGGUGAUCAUGGGCUGGAUGUUCUCGGCCAUGAAGAUGGUGCUGAGCAAAGAGACUGUGAAGAAGUUCACCGUGCUGAGUUAUGGAAAUCAACUGGCGGGCGAGCUGGGGAGUGGAGUGCCGGGAGCGUAUGGUGGGAAGGCUGGCGCACUGGAGGGUGUGGGAGAGGCAGUGAAGCUGGAGGGCUGA
Molecule: messenger RNA, 981 nt
Organism: Coniosporium apollinis CBS 100218
Lineage: Eukaryota; Fungi; Ascomycota; Dothideomycetes
Exons: 2
Coding region: 1-981 (326 amino acids)
Biological process (GO): Golgi to plasma membrane protein transport; regulation of exocytosis
Cellular component (GO): cortical endoplasmic reticulum; cytosol; plasma membrane
Molecular function (GO): phosphatidylinositol transfer activity
Source: RefSeq, a predicted model, not a curated record